UGGGAGCCUACCUUAAUCUUCCCAAAACCAUAGCUGCUCAUCGCGUUGCGCCCAGCUUUUUUCCUGCGGUGGCGAUAGCAAAUGGCUAUCUCAUCCAGCGUGCGGGUAGCAGUGGUGUGUGGUACAAAUGUUUACCACCGUUUAGCAAAACUGAGCCGGUUCUCUUAGUAAUCCGAGUGUGCUGCGUGUUGCCCAUUUCUGCCACACGCCUGUAAGCCACAAAACCUCCACAGCACAGGUAACUGGAACGUACGUAGCGAAGAGGUGCCAAUAAGUCCAGUACAGAUAAGCCCGACUUGGCACCGUCAGCAACGUUCCACAUCAACAAGUGGCACUAUCAACAAGCUACGCACCCGCAACCGCAACGUGCGGCGAAAAAGUAACCCAAACUUUAAAACAUCCGCAAACCAAAACCGAAACUACUGCGUUUUUUUUAAAAAUAAUACUGCCAAGACCGAAACAAACGAAGUGCACGGCAAGCGAUGCGCUUUCUCAGCCGCGUGUUUCCAUCGCUUGUUUAUUAUGUUCGGUUACAAUUUAACUCAACAAUUGACGCUUACGUCACACGCUAGCGCGGGUGCGCGCGCGCGCAGCCGGCGCUUUUCAUUCACUUGUCAAGUCCCGACUCCUGAGUUGUUCCAGAGCACCUCAAGGCCCCGAAGCAUUUUAGAGUUUUCUGUAAAGAUAUUUUCAAGAUUGGUGCAGGAAAGGCGUGCACAAUGUCGUGCGAACUAUCUGGCGACGUUGGAGGCGAUGAAAUCGCGUGCAAUAUGGACUGCACCGAUAACUUUUCUGGCGACGUUGGAGCCGAGGAAAUCGCCUGCGAUAUGGACUGCACUGAUAACUUUUCGGUGUCCAGAUCAGCUUCUUGGCACAAUUUCGGCAACACAGAGUGCGCGGAGGACAUUGCUGCGUCGACAUCAGACACGAGAGUCCUGCGAAUGAACAUCGCAGAUCCAGCAUCUGCUGAAGAAUGGAUGCGGCAGUACAAGGCGGCGACAAACACGUCAUGGAUUAUGAAAUACAAGCAAACGAACUGCACAAAGAUGGUCUACCACAAGGUCUGGCAUUGUCAGCACAGUAAGCGCAACAAAACUGCAGCAGGACGCAAUACUGACUGCCAGGCAAGAGUUGACAUUAAGAUAAAAAAAGUGAACAAGGACACAAAAAAAAAUGAUGAAUUCCUGCGUAAAGCGGUACCAUUGCCUGCUGUGGUUAAGUUGAGAGAGAGGCACAACCACAGCACUGAGUCCGCUGAUGCACUCCGUCUACUACGUGCAAGCCCUGAAACAAGAAGUGCCUUCUCGGAGUACUUUGAGGAGGGCAUGACUCCGGCAGAGGCAAUCCAGCAUCAUGAACAACUUCUGUCCGCCAAGCCUGAUGGCCCAUUUCUUCUUGCCAAUGGGAGCAUAAACCCUAACAGGAAGAGUGUUUACUUUUGGCAUCAAAAGUGGAGAAAUGCUAAAUGCGGACCAGCAGGGAAUCCUGUGGCAAAGCUGCCGGAGAAAGUGGAUGAAUAUGCAGCUGGAGGUGCCCUGUGCGUUCAUGUCAGACAGUGCCAGAGCGGAAAAAGAUGCCCUGCGUGAUGUGUCGCCCUCCGCCAGGCAGCUGCUCUGCCAUUUUCAUGUGUUGCAAGCAGAGUGGCGCUGGCUCAAAUCAGCAUACAACAGCAUAGGGAAAGCAGAAAGACGUCAGCUCAUGGCAGCUUUCCAGAAGGACCACACAAAAGAGUGUGCUGCAUUCAAUGAAGCAUACCAGCGCGCCCAUGGACUUGGUGAAUGCAUUCCUCAGUAUGCUGCUGUUAUCAAGUCCAUAACAGAAGACCUGUUAAAGUUGAACACCAGCAGCGCUGUGUUUGCAUACAUGUUGAGGCAAAAGGCCAUGGGAAGGGCUAUCAGGCAUGGUAAAAAAAUAAGGUACAACCAACAAGCUUGGCAAGGCGCCGACCUGGCCUACCGAGAGGUUCGGGACGCAUUCCUGCCGGCUGACCAAGAACAGCUGGAAAAAGGAAAACAAAACGUGGACAUGUGCUCAGCCAAAGUGUGCGGGAUGAUGUACCUGGGGCCAAAUGCCAUUAAGAACUCAAACUUUAUGGAGACCUCACAGUUGACCCACUAAAUAUGUCUCGGCGUGCUUAAGGACAGUGAAUACGUUGAACACACAUCAUUUGUCAUCGAAAAUGCCCAUUUUCGGCCUGCACUAGGACGAUUUUUAAGCAGUAAUUGUGGCUCACAAAGUCUGAUUGCAGUGGUUACUAAUGCUAACGUGCCCCUUUCCUUUUGCAGUUUGUUAUUUUUAUGAAAUUGCAUAGCCAGCUGCUCCUGAACCCUAUAUCAAUUGUCUGUCCCUUCUUGAGGUGGUUUAAAUACUUCAUGCAGCAUCCGCACAAUACCAAGAGUCCACCUGUAGUUCUGUUGCCUUCAUCGUGCCAUUGCUUCAAGCGACUUUUCAAGGGUGAUAUUGCUAUUUGUAUUGAAAUCUAGCACUAAUAUUGUAAGACUGAGACCAACCAAGCUGUCAAGCGCUUUUUAUUCCAAAAAGGAAAUGCCCCAGCUCAUGCGUGAAGAAGUAGAACAGGGAAGAUGAUGAUGGCUAUGUACAAAUUAAAACGACGAAGUAUGUUAAUAGUGCUUACAAUAUCUAGGUUUGCAAGUAAAAAGAUGUUAACUGAACAUGGGCCAUGAAUGCAGAAAGAUCCGUAGCGAUGAGCACUGGUUCAGGUCGAGCACUGUCUCGUGCUCUGCAUUGGCGAUCCUGCUUGCACUUCAGCUGUCCUCCACUCCUUGAUUUUGUGUGUAACAACCACGAGUGCUGUGGUUAUAGUGAGCUGUAGGGCUAGCUUUUGUUUAUCAGGCAGGGCUUCUUGAUUGGUAGCAGUAAGGUACAGCCCAAAGCAUUGUAUGAAUAGCAUCCGUUCAGCUUGCAAGUUGCCAGCCUUGCGCAUAAGUUGUGCUUCAAACAUUGAUGCCACAUGGUGGCCCUCGGUUGCUCACACCUCAGUAAAUUGUGAUUGGCAGUGUUACUUUCUUACUUUGGUCACAUUUUGUUACUUUGGUACAUUUUGUUACAAUUUUGUUACUUUGGUCACAGGAACAUUUCUAGCUCUGUUUGUGUUGUUCUCAACCUAGUGUGAAUAGAGUGUGAAUUUUUUUAAUAUUUAAUUCUGGGUUUUAAAUGCCAAAACCAUGAUUUGAUCACGAAGGACGCCAUUUUAAUUUUUUUUGUAGCGUUAGUCCUGUGUUGAUUAGAUAAGGGACCAGCACCAAUACAUGCCAUGAUGCAACAUCAAGACAUGCCUUGAUGCAACAGAAAUGCGUAAUAGAGGUAGACGGUGCACUGCAUGAAAAAGGUAACCAUGGAAGAGACGCAAGAUGAGCUGAACAAAAUGCUAUCUUCGUUUUGUACCAUAUCCUUUUGGCAUUGUACAGCUCUUUAUUUUCUCUGCCGCCUCUCCUCUGUGACUUCACUUUUCACCUUUUGUUCUUUGUUGUACUGUCUGUUACGUUUUUGCAGCGCAAAUGUGCCAAGUUGUUUUGCAACUGCUGUUGACACAUUUGAAGAUUAAAUUGUUUUCAUUGGCAGCCUACUAUUCUUUCUUGUUUCUCUUUCACAACAAUCUGCGUCCUUCGAUAUUGACACGCAACAUUUGCUCUAAUCAUUUAGUGAAGUUCUUAUAACUGAGUACUGACAAUGGACAUCACAUUCCAGCUUGAACAAGCAAAUGAGACUAAUGAUC
This is a messenger RNA of Dermacentor albipictus, 3736 nucleotides long. RefSeq lists its product as uncharacterized. NCBI's taxonomy places the organism in Eukaryota, Metazoa, Arthropoda, Arachnida, Ixodida, Ixodidae. The record is from RefSeq and is a predicted model, not a curated record.